This is a messenger RNA of Ornithorhynchus anatinus (platypus), 4667 nucleotides long. RefSeq names its product ubiquitin specific peptidase 25 (gene USP25). The record is from RefSeq and is a predicted model, not a curated record. The transcript has 26 exons. Gene Ontology annotation, biological process: regulation of protein stability; protein deubiquitination. NCBI's taxonomy places the organism in Eukaryota, Metazoa, Chordata, Mammalia, Monotremata, Ornithorhynchidae. Gene Ontology annotation, molecular function: protein binding; cysteine-type endopeptidase activity; cysteine-type deubiquitinase activity. The coding region runs from base 55 to 3405 and encodes 1116 amino acids. Gene Ontology annotation, cellular component: nucleus; cytosol.
CCGGGCCUCGGGCGGAGGGAGGCAGGAGCGGCCGGAGCCCCCGCCGCCGGGGCCAUGACGGUGGAGCAGAACGUGUUGCAGCAGAGCCCCGGGCCCAAGCACCAGCAAACAUUUUUAAAUCAGCUGAGGGAAAUCACUGGGAUCAAUGACAUCCAGAUACUACAGCAAGCCUUGAAGGACAGCAAAGGAAACUUGGAGUUAGCAGUGGCUUUCCUCACGGCAAAGAAUGCCAAGGCCCCUCAGCAGGAGGAGACCACGUAUUACCAAACGGCCCUUCCCAACAACGACAGAUAUAUCAGCGUGGGCAGCCAGGCAGACACCAAUGUGAUAGACCUCACCGGAGACGAUAAAGAUGAUCUUCAGAGGGCAAUUGCCCUGAGUCUGGAGGAGUCGAAUCGCGCGUUCCGAGAGACGGGAAUAACCGACGAGGAGCAAGCCAUCAGCAGAGUUCUCGAAGCCAGCAUCGCGGAAAAUAAAGCGAGUUUGAAGAGGACCCAUCCCGAAGUGUGGAGUGAUUCUCCAAACCCAUAUGACAGGAAGAGGCAAGACAGCUCUCCGGUUGGGCUCAAGAAUGUCGGCAACACCUGCUGGUUCAGCGCUGUUAUUCAGUCGCUCUUUAAUCUUUUGGAAUUUCGAAGACUGGUAUUGAAUUACAACCUUUCAAGUGCUCAAGAUUUACCUCGAAACCAAAAGGAACAUCGGAAUUUGCCGUUUAUGCGGGAACUCCGAUAUCUCUUCGCGCUCCUGGUCGGAUCCAAGAGGAAAUACGUCGAUCCCUCCAGGGCUGUCGAUAUCCUUAAAGAUGCCUUCAAGUCGAAUGACUCACAGCAGCAAGAUGUGAGCGAGUUCACUCACAGGCUAUUGGAUUGGUUGGAAGAUGCCUUCCAAAUCAAAGCUGAAGAGGAGAGGGAUGGAGAGAAGCCAAAGAAUCCAAUGGUCGAAUUGUUUUACGGACGAUUCCUCGCAGUGGGAGUGCUUGAAGGUAAAAAAUUUGAAAACACGGAAAUGUUUGGUCAGUACCCGCUUCAGGUGAAUGGUUUUAAAGAUUUGCAUGAGUGCCUGGAAGCUGCUAUGAUUGAAGGAGAAAUCGAGUCAUUACAUUCGGAGAAUUCAGGGAAGUCCGGCCAGGAGCAUUGGUUCACCGAACUCCCACCUGUAUUAACGUUUGAACUGUCAAGAUUUGAAUUUAAUCAGGCACUGGGAAGACCAGAGAAGAUUCACAACAAAUUAGAAUUUCCUCAAGUUUUAUAUCUAGACAGAUACAUGCACAAAAACAGAGAGAUUACUAGAAUUAAGCGGGAAGAGAUCAAGAGACUCAAAGAGUACCUCACAGUAUUACAGCAGAGACUAGAACGGUACCUAAGCUACGGCUCGGGUCCCAAACGAUUCCCUCUGGUAGAUGUUCUUCAAUACGCUCUGGAAUUUGCCUCCAGUAAACCCGUUUGCACGUCGCCCGUUGAGGACAUCGAUGCCGCAGCCCCAUCUAGUGGCUCACAGACAUCACCAAGCAGCACAACCGAGCAGCAGGGAGCCCCUUCCUCAGAGAUACCAAGCACAUCACCUACCCCACGGUCAGUAAUCCACAAACCGUUCACACAGUCGAGGAUUCCUCCAGACCUGCCCAUGCACCCGGCCCCCAGACACAUCACGGAGGAAGAACUCGCGGUCCUGGAGGGCUGCUUACACCGCUGGAGGACAGAGGUAGAAAAUGACACUAGAGAUUUACAGGAAAGCAUAGCUAGAAUACAUCGGACAAUCGAACUCAUGUACUCGGACAAAUCGAUGAUCCAAUUUCCUUAUCGGUUACAUGCUGUGCUAGUUCAUGAGGGCCAAGCCAACGCCGGACAUUAUUGGGCCUAUAUUUUCGACCACCACCACGAGAGAUGGAUGAAGUAUAAUGAUAUUUCGGUGACAAAAUCAACGUGGGAAGAGUUGGAGAGGGACUCGUUCGGUGGUUACCGAAACGCCAGCGCCUAUUGUUUAAUGUACAUUAACGACAAGGAACAGUUCCUAAUUCAAGAGGAGGUACACAAGGAAACCGGACAGCCCCUGGUGGGAAUGGAAACGUUACCGCCGGACUUGAGAGACUUCGUCAGCGAAGACAACCAGCAGUUUGAACAGGAGCUGUUGGAUUGGGAUGCUCAAUUGGCCCAGAAAGCUCAGCAGGAAAAGCUCUUGGCCUCCCAAACCUUGAGCGACACCAUCCCCAAAGUCGUAGCAGCUCAAGCGGGACAACCGGAGUACUUAGAGCAACCGUCCAGAAGUGACCUCUCCAAGCAGGUGAAGGAAGAGUCUGUCCAAGCCAUCACUAAAGCGGCAGCAUCCGAUCACGAAGAUAAGAGUUCUGAAGCGGUUUUGCAGACGGCUUCUGAGAAAGCCACAAGUCAACCAGAUCCUAACCAGCGAGUUGUAGAGGUGGCCAUUCCUCACAUAGGGACAUUUGUGAUUGAGUCAGAGGAGGGGGGUUAUGAUGAUGAGAUCAUGAUGGCACCCAACAUGCAAGGUAUUAUCAUGGCUAUAGGUAAAUCCAGGAGUGUAUUUGACAGGUGUGGCCCAGAAGCAGGGUUCUUUAAGGCCAUCAAACUGGAGUACGCCCGAUUAGUGAAAUUGGCCCAGGAAGACACCCCUCCGGAGACCGACUACCGCCUGCAUCACGCGAUCGUCUACUUCAUCCAGAACCAGGCCCCCAAGAAGAUCAUCGAGAGGACGCUGCUGGAACAAUUUGCGGACCGCAAUCUGAGCUUUGACGAACGGUGCCGCAGCGUCAUGCAAGUGGCUCAGGCCAAACUUGAAAUGAUCAAACCCGAGGAAGUGAACAUGGAGGAAUAUGAGAAGUGGCACCAGGACUAUAGGAAUUUCCGAGAAACAACCAUGUAUCUCAUGGUAGGGCUGGAAAAAUUUCAGAAAGAGAGUUACAUGGAAGCCCUGCUUUACCUGAUCUGUGCUUAUCAGAACAACAAAGAACUCCUGUCCAAAGGCCUCUACAGGGGACACGACGAAGAGUUGAUAUCACAUUACCGGAGAGAAUGUCUGCUAAAACUCAACGAGCACGCGGCACAGCUGUUUGAAUCCGGCGAGGAUCAAGAAGUGACCAGAGGGCUGAUUAUUAUGAAUGAAUUUAUCGUCCCCUGCCUACCGUUGCUGUUGGUGGAUGAGAUGGAAGAGAAAGACAUAGUGGCCGUGGAAGACAUGAGAAACCGCUGGUGCUCCUAUCUCGGCCAAGAAAUGGAGCCCAACUUGCAAGAGAAGCUGACCGACUUCCUGCCGAAACUCCUGGAUUGUUCGACGGAGAUCAAAGGUUUCCACGAGCCGCCCCAGCUCCCGCCCUAUUCCACCCACGAACUGUGCGAGCGUUUCGCGGGCGUCAUGCUGUCCCUCAGCCGGACCCCGGCCGACGGCAGGUGAACGGGCCUCCUCCGGGGCACGUCCGACGAACCGUUUUUAGUUCCUAACCCACGCCUUCCCGCCACGGGGUUUGCUUGUUGCUGCUAGAGUUUUUACCAUUUUUUUUUUAAACUUUAACACCCGCGAAAGACGGAGCGACUCUACAGACCUCCAGCCGGGCCCCAGACGGUGAGGCCCAGAACCCCCCGGGGCUUGCGCCUCGACGGUCACCGGGACCGAGGGCACGAGACCGGAGCCCGACCGAUCAGUGCCCGGGGAAACGGCCCUUCUGCCACCCGUCUCUUACAGUAUUACAUGGCUUUUUACCUCCCCUUUAAUCCACAGCUUCCCCGUCCGGCCCCGAUCGUUCUCUGACCGCCGCCGUUUUAAGUGCCCGGUGCUUGUGCGAGCCCACGGCACUUGGUAGCUUGUAAAUGAAAUGAAAGAAUAAAGUUUUAUUUAUGGCUAUUUCGGUGCUCGUAAGCAGGUAUAUUGUAUAAUAGUGUACGAUACGGAGACUUUUCGGUGACCUUCUGCGGAUGGGCUACGGGGGGCCGGGGGCUGGGGGGCGGCCCGGGCCUUGGGGAUUUUAACCGGAGAGACGGCGGAGAGAACGCCUGCGUGUCGGCCCUCCGGCGAUAGGUUUCAAGUCUGAACUCGCACCGGACUUCCGUACGGUCCUCACCGGACGGCCGAACUCGAUCUAACGCCGGAACCUCUCCGGGCUGAACCCAGAUCACGUUUCCGCUGACGGCGGCGGCUGGUCUCUUAGGUUAAAACCUCCCCGGCACCUCGUGACCUCUCCGCGGGUCAGCCUGCUAUUCUUUUAAACCAAUAUCACGCUAGGAUUUGAAGAUCCCGUUUUUGAAACGGGCGAACGGCAAGAGGAUUUGAAUAAGGACUUUUUACUGGUGGGACUUGUUUAAAGCAAAGAAGCAUUCACAGAUGACAUAGGUGUUCUAACCACAACCCGUAUAUCACCUGUAAAUUGUACGCCUCUUUAACCGAGACCUGUAAAAUUCCCUAACACAUGCUGUGAAAUCAAUUGGUAUUGCUGUAUCGAUAGAAUUUGCAAAUCUCUCCCACUUCUACUUACUUCCUGUCCUAGAGAGAAAUCUGACGAACACAAUUUUGUAGACGGAAAUCAUGUUGGAUCUUAAUGAAGAAACUUAAUUUUGUGAACAGAAUUCAAUGCCUUAAAGGUAAUCCUGUUUCCAGAACCUAUUUUGAUUCAUAAAUAAUACCUUUAAAGAACACUUAGAGUAAAAUGUAUAAUUGUCUUA